CCAGUUUUCGGCUCGAGGGCAUGGCCCAGAGAUGGCACAGACUUCCCCUGAGCCUGCGGCUCCUGCUCCGCCGCGCCUCCGCGGCGGUCGCGCGCGCGGCGAGACAGUCCGCCGCGUGCCAGAUAGUGGUGCUGGCCGUCCUCCCGUUCUUGGCCGUCUCCGCCCUCUGGUGGACCCUCGGGGCGGACCUCGACCUCCUGGUCGAGGAGGGCCCCGCCCCGUGCGCUGGAGGAUCGGCGACGGAGCUGCUGCGCGUUUGCAUCGUGGCUUCUUCCUUCCAGGGCGUUGUGACCAGUUCUGGCAUCGGCACCUUCUACAGUGCUCUCGCGGAGGCGCUCGCAGGGGCCGGUCACAGCGUGACGCUCCUCUUCACGCAGGGCAAUGUCUCGCACAGUGUGGAGGGGGAUUUUGAUUAUUGGCGCGCCCAGUACAUGCAGAUGGGGAUCGAGUUGAUACCCCUCCUGCAGACGUUUCAGGGCCAGGUGGACGGCGUGAUGUUUCACGCGAAGACCGCCUGGAGCGUGUACAGGUGGCUGCGCGAGCGCUCUCACCUGUUCGACGUCGUCCACGUGCACGAUUACCAGGGGUACGGGUACUACACCGUGCUCGCCAAGUACCUGCGCAUCGCGUUCAACGCGACGACGGUCGUCGUCAUGACCCACGGGCCGCUGCGGUGGGCGCGAACUGCGAACGGCCAGCAGCUAGACACACUCCUCGACGCCGAGGUGGACUUCCUGGAGCAGCAGACGGUCCGCCUGGCUGACGUCGUGGUCAGCCCCAGCGAGUAUUUGCUGCGGUGGGCUGGCAUGCAGGGCUGGAAUCCGCACACCACGCCGCAGGUCAUGCCUCUGCUGGUGCCAAGUGAGGCCCGCAAGCGCCUAGAGCAGAUGGCGGCGGCCGCCGGCGCGGCCGACGUCUCGGGGCCCAGGCGGAUCGACGAGCUCGUGUUCUUCGGGCGCCUGGAGGGGCGCAAGGGCAUCGUCGACUUCUGCGACGCGGUGGACAUCUUGCUGGAGCGCGGCGGCAGCCGCCUCUCGAGGGUGGCGUUCCUCGGCGGCUCUGCGAGCACCAUCCUCGGGAAGCCGAGCCGGGAGUACCUCAUCCCGCGCACGGGCGCCUGGCGUGGGAAGGGCGUCGAGGUCGAAAUCGUAGACGACCGGGACACCGGCGGGGCGCUCACCUACCUGCUCGGUGGUGGGGGGCGCCGGUGCGCCGUUCUGCCGUCUAGGUCCGAGAACUCCCCCAUGGCGGUCACGGAGCUGCUGACGGCCAAGGUGCCGUUCCUGGCGGCGAACGUCGGCGGCAUCCCCGAGCUCAUCGCUUCCGAGAGCCACGCGACGUCUCUCUUCCAGGCCAACAACGUGACCGCGCUCGCGGAGGCCAUCGCCAGGGCGUUGGAUCACGGCGUCACCGUCGCGCGGGCCGCGCGGUCGCUAGGCGACCUCGAGUCCAUGUGGCUGCAGUGGCACCGCCGGUUGGGCGGGGGCGGCAACUGCGCGCCGCCGCGCCCGGCGUGGCGGGCCGCGGGGCGGCUGCGCGGCGUCCCGCUGCUGCUCGCUGGGGGCGCCCGCGCGGCGCAGGGGCCCCGGCCUUCAGUGGUCGCUGUCGUGCUGCACUCGACGCAGAGGCCCGCCGAUCUAAAGGCGACCGUCCUGAGCCUGCUGGAUCAGGAGAUGGUGGUGGGCACUUGCAUGGUCUUGGUGGGCACGGUCACGGAGGACAGCGAGCGGGUCGCCAGGCUGCUUUCGGAGGGCAACCAGUCGCGAGGCGGGCUACCGAGCGCCAGCGUGGUGUGGGCCACUCGGCGGAGUGACGGCAUCCGCGAGUGCGCGGCGGCAAGGGGUUCGUCGAUGGUGUUGCUGCUGGAGGCUGGCGCCGUGCUCAAGGCCGGGGCAGUGAGGACCCUGGCCUCCAGCCUGGUCAUUGGUGACGGCGGCACCACCGCCGCCGCCCACUCGUACGGCGGCGAUGUGAAGUUCGACGCGUGCUCGACGCCGCAGGACGUCCGGGGUGCGCUGGCCAGCCGAAGCGACCGCACGCGGCUCUUCCUCGGCCCAGCCCUGCGCGCCGGCAUCUUCGGCAACGUCUUCGGGGGCGACGUGGUGUUGCUGUCGCCCGCCACCGUCCAGGCGCUCGCGGCCGCCGGGUCGCUGGGCGAGGGCAGGGGCUUCUGGGAGCCCCUGGCGGCCGCGGCGGUGACGGGCCAGGACGUGCAGGCCCUGCCCGAGCCGCUGUACUGGAUGCGCGCCGUCAGGUCGCCGCCGCUCAGCAUGAGCGAGCUGAGGAGGCUGCUGCGCCCGCUGCGCCACAACUUCAGCAACGCGGUGCUGCGCGAGGUGCUCAAGAGCAGCACGGAGGGCGUGGCAUCCAUCAUGGGCGCUAGUGGGCUCCCGAUGUCCAUCGUCGAGUACUGAUACCGCCUUUCCCCCCCGCCGGGGGGGGGAUGCUGGCAAUAUAGUUUUGAAUCACACUCGGGGAUGAGAGUUCUCAUCAGACCACUUUGGCAAGCUGGCAGUGGUUGCCAGUGCCUGCGUGGUCAGUCAUCGUAGCUCUUCAUGGGCAGUGAUGGUCCAGCUUACUAUAGAGGUGAUGGUCCAGUUUGUUAUCGAGGGGCUUCAUCUUCAUGUGUUAGAGCUCCUGGCAGUAGGUAGUAGUAUUGACAGGGCUGUGCGAUUUGCGCCUGCACGGACGGUUGCUGCCGUACGUAAAGCGUACAGUGCAGGUCUAUUUGCCGAAGUGCCAAUCGCAAAGUGUGCAAUGCGUACUCAGUUGCGUUAGUCGCUCGAGUGGCCAAACGUUGAAACAUGUCGCACGUCCUCCCUCC
This is a messenger RNA of Prorocentrum cordatum, 2824 nucleotides long. The record is from the annotation of a GenBank genome assembly. Lineage: Eukaryota; Dinophyceae; Prorocentrales; Prorocentraceae.